GGAAACCCUCUUUGAUCCCCAGCUCCCGUGGCGGCUACUUUCCCUUCUCCCCUUCACCUUUCUCUCACCUAGGGUUUUAUCCAUCUCCACUCUCGUACCCUAGGAUCAGAGUUAGGGUUAGGGUUAGGGUCAGGGUCAGGGUUAGGGCUUAGUUUAGGGCUUUGGAUCCUCGUCGGAGCUCCCAGUAGAUCCCGCUUCUCCUCCGUUCGCCUCCGGAUCUGCUACAUGGCGGCCGUAGCUUCCGCAGCUCCCGCAGUUGAUAAAGCUACAGGCUUAUUGCAAAAUCUUUCGUUGGGUUCUGAGACCAAAACACAUGAUGUUGCGGAAGUUAACAAAAAGCCUGCUUCAAUUGAAAAUGGGCCUGCGAAUGGUGGGGGAGAAGCAGCGAUUGGGGGGAUGCCGAAGGAGAGAUCGUUGACGCCUGUACUCCCAGAUAUUAUUGAUUAUAACAUGUGUUAUGUACCUAAUGGAUAUCCCUCUCCAGCUUAUUAUUAUGGAGGUUAUGAUGGUUCUACAAAUGAGUGGGAUGAGUACUCCAAAUACAUCAGUCGCGAUGGAAUGGAGAUGCUGCCGGGAAUGUAUGGAGACAUGUACCACCAUGGAUAUGGUUACGCUCCUUAUGGUGCUUACCCUUCCCCUGCCUCCCCAGUUCCUACAGUCGGGCACGAUGGUCAAAUUUAUGGGCCACAUCCUUAUCAGUAUCCAGCUCCAUUUUACCAGACACCAACGGUGACCAAUGCAUCAAAAGUGCCAAAUCAGACAUCUACUACUCAAACUGAGGUAUCUACUUCUCCUGCUUCCGAUAAGCCGGUUGCGCCUAUUGACACGGCGAAAACAGGUUGCAAUGGAAUUGUGAAUGGGAUUGCAAACAGGAAGAGUGGCUCAGCGCCUUUUAAAAAGAGCCAGCAAUAUGUACCUCUGACAUCCAAUGGAUCAUAUGUUAAAGGAGCUUUGCCAGGUGGGCUUCCUGCCAUGCCAUUCUUUGACGGGCCUGUUUACUCUAAUGGGCAGCAUCGACCGAGUACUCCGACCUCAAUGCCUUAUGUCUUGAAAAAUGCUAAUACUCCUUUGGCUAGGAAUCAGAGCCAGCGCCCAUUACCUCAUUUGACGGGUAUGCAUGCUUCUGGGCCCACUCCUGGGAUGGGACCAAUAGCCCCUGGCUUCGUAAAUAGGUUUUAUCCAAGCAGCCGAUUGUACAAUCCGUAUGGCAAUUCACUUAAAACUGGCUUUGGCUUUGCACCUAAUGGUUUCUAUUCGAGAACGAAUGGUUGUGAAGGGCUUAAUGGAAACAGCAAAUACAAGCCGAGGAGCCAAGGCAAUCUACUCUAUGGUUUAGGUUAUGAGAGCCAAGAUGGAUUUUGUGAACUCAAGAGAGGACCAAGAGGCAAUGGUUUCUUCAAAAAUCAGAAGCCGUUUGGGCCUCUUGCCACAGCUGCUGUGAAGGGAUUGAAGCUCUCUUCAACAGGGAAAGAGGAUUCUAGCGACAUUGUUCCAAAUAAGGAGCAAUUCAACCGAGAGGACUUUGCUGUGAAGUACUCAGAUGCAAAAUUUUUUAUAAUCAAGUCAUACAGCGAGGAUGAUGUUCACAAGAGCAUCAAAUACAAUGUAUGGACGAGCACCCCUAAUGGAAACAAGAAGCUGGAUGCUGCUUAUCAAGAAGCUCAGGCUAGAACCGGUGGAUGCCCUAUUUUUCUCUUUUUUUCUGUUAACACCAGUGGGCAGUUUGUUGGAGUUGCUGAAAUGGUGGGUCUGGUUGAUUUUAACAAGACUGUCGAUUACUGGCAGCAAGACAAGUGGCAUGGUUGCUUCUCCGUGAAGUGGCAUGUUGUUAAAGAUGUGCCCAACAGCAUUUUAAAGCACAUCACUCUAGAGAACAAUGAGAAUAAGCCGGUGACAAAUAGUCGAGAUACACAGGAGGUAAGGCUCGAGCAAGGCCUCGAAAUGCUCAAGAUUUUCAAGGACCAUGUGAUCAAGACUUCUAUUUUGGAUGAUUUUGAGUUCUAUGAGAACCGCCAAAAGUUGAUGCAAGAAAGGAGAGGAAAGCUGCAGCUGAUGAAGAAACCUUUGGGCCCUGCUCCAAUAUUGAACAUAGAAACGGUACGCAAUGGUGGGCUUGGGGAGGAGAAGCUUCUCCAGGAAAAUGGUGUGGCUUCAGCUAUUGCCGAUGCUUCAGAGGCUGCAGAACCAUUGAAAGAAAAUCGUGCUGUUGCGAAUGGGGUGGCCAAUGGCUGUUAGUUUGAUGGAUUCCUCGUCUAUUAUCGGCAGCUGUUUGGAUAGUUUGGUGGCGAUUUAGCGACGAUUUUUAUCUGGCUACAAUUUUUAAGUAGAAGAUGUAUACAAAGGUACAGCAGAAAUCCAGGUUGUGAAAGCUGUAGAGGGUGUUGUUACAUGUGGAGCUGUGAGUUGGGGAAAAUAAAAAGCUCUUCCGUAAUCUUUGGAGCGUGGAGAUUCCAUUUAAAUACGGAGUUGGGUGUGUUUUGCUGCUUUCAAGUGUGUUCUAGAAUUAAGCUGGUUUGGUUAUAUUGUAGUUCCAUACUAAGUAGUGUGGGUUUUCAAUACCUCUCUAACUUCUGUUUGGGUUAGCUCUCUUCUUUUUUUGGGUUUUUUUUGCCUUUUCUUCUCAUGUUGUCUGUGAGCCUUUUCUUCUCCUGUAAAUCUAUCGUUGUAUCUCAGAUUGGGAAGCAUAUAGGAUUUUGCUCUAAGGGAGUUGAAAAGAUCAGCAAGUAUUUUUUUUU
This is a messenger RNA of Ananas comosus (pineapple), 2735 nucleotides long. RefSeq lists its product as uncharacterized. NCBI's taxonomy places the organism in Eukaryota, Viridiplantae, Streptophyta, Magnoliopsida, Poales, Bromeliaceae. Gene Ontology annotation, biological process: mRNA destabilization. The coding region runs from base 226 to 2235 and encodes 669 amino acids. The transcript has 8 exons. The record is from RefSeq and is a predicted model, not a curated record. Gene Ontology annotation, molecular function: mRNA binding. Gene Ontology annotation, cellular component: cytoplasm.